Molecule: messenger RNA, 1113 nt
Organism: Candidula unifasciata
Lineage: Eukaryota; Metazoa; Mollusca; Gastropoda; Stylommatophora; Geomitridae
Source: the annotation of a GenBank genome assembly
AUGGAACAGCUUUCCUUCAACGACAAUUAUGUCAACUUUACGACAAUCUACAGCAGUCCAGAAUCACGACCAAACAGCGUGGACUUUUUUGUUAAGUCUACAUACACAGUUAUUGAAUUCUUCUCCGUCAUCUUGCUGACUUUUGGCUACGUCUGUAAUCCCAUCUCCGUGGCGGUGAUGAGUAGAAAACCCUUCCGCAACACAGCAAUGUCCGUCUACUUGCGAUUUGUUGCAAUUUGUGACACUCUAACACUCACUAAUGGAUUAGUCAGUAUGUUCCGGUUGUCAGAGCUUGGACGAGAUAUCUUUAGAGAUAUGAACAUCUGCUGCCUGUACUACUGGACACUGGGCGUGUCCACUAAAUGUAGCAGCUGGACCUUACUGGCGGUCACUGUGGAAAGGGCUAUUUCUACAGCCAGGCCUCAUAAGGUCAAGGCCAUGUGUUCAGCUGCCAGUGCGAAGGUUUUCGUGCUCCUCAUUGUCCUUCUCUGGGGCGGUGUUACGAUGUUUGUGCCGUUUAUGCUCGGGCAUCAAAAUUUUACAGUACCCCAGACAAACAUCACACAUACAAGAAUCUGUGUCCUGGCGCGCACAACUCCAGGGACUUUAUUUUUGAAUUUCUUCCUUGACACUGCAGCCUACGGAAUUUUCCCCUCCGUUGUUUUGAUCAUUUGCAAUGUCGUCAUAAUUUCGUCUGUUAUUCGAAGCAGAAAUCGUGUUAAUAAAAUGUUUCAAAGAAACAGGGAUCACCCCAAAGGCAUUCUUAACCGCCUAAAGCAAAAACUUGGAGCGGGAAAUGAAAGUGUGAAGAAGAAGCCAGAUAACAAUGGCCGAUCUAAGGAGAUGUCCCUGACCGUCACACUCGUGUUUAUCAACACAUCUUACGUUUUGUGUAAUUUACCCGUUGUUCUAUAUCAGUUGUACCAUAAUUUCAAAGACGAAAGAAAGAUAACUGUUCGCGAUAAUGCUGUGUAUAUGCUACUUUUUCUUGUUAUGUAUUUUAACAACAUUCUCAACUUUCUUUUAUAUUUUAUCACCGGGUCUAGAUUUAGACAUGAACUCAUAAAUAUGUUUGUCGACAUUGUUCAUUGUCUCAAGUCAACAUUGUGUUAG